This is a messenger RNA of Ilex paraguariensis (yerba mate), 1224 nucleotides long. The record is from the annotation of a GenBank genome assembly. NCBI's taxonomy places the organism in Eukaryota, Viridiplantae, Streptophyta, Magnoliopsida, Aquifoliales, Aquifoliaceae.
UGAAAUGUACGUCUCCAAUGAAUUCAAGCGCCCCAACUCUUCUUCUCUGUCAUCCAUUGGAGCUUAAGGAUGAGAGAAAAUCCGAAAAAGGGGUUAUUGUUUUUGACACAUCUUUGCUACAAAAGCAAGCAAACUUGCCAACAGAAUUCAUUUGGCCACAUGACGACUUGGUUCACACUCAAGAAGAACUCAAAGAGCCCCUGAUAGACCUAGAAGGGAUUUUUAGAAGUGAUGAGGCAGCAAUUAUUAGGGCAGCUGGGCAAGUUAGGGCAGCCUGCAUGAACCAUGGCUUCUUUCAAGUUACGAAUCAUGGUGUGGACGGAGAACUCAUUCGUGCCGCCCAUGAUCAUAAUGAAGCUUUCUUCAAGCUUCCCAUUAGCAAGAAGCUUCGUGUUCGGAGGAAGCCGGGCAGCGUGCUGGGUUAUUCUGGUGCCCAGGCUGAUCGAUAUUCGUCAAAAUUGCCCUGGAAGGAGACACUCUCAUUUGGAUAUAACCAUGGGAAUGGUCCUGAGCUGUUGGUGGUUGAUUAUUUCAAAUCCGUCUUAGGAAAAGAAUUUGAAGAUACAGGGUUGAUUUAUCAAAGGUACUGUGAAGCAAUGAAGGAACUGUCUCUGAUCAUAUUGGAACUCCUGGCAAUUAGCUUGGGAGUUGAACGUUUACACUAUCGGAAACUCUUCGAAGAUGGUAGUUCAAUAAUGAGGUGCAACUACUAUCCACCUUGUAAAGAACCUGGACUCACUCUAGGUACUGGUCCUCAUUGUGAUCCCACCUCCUUAACAAUACUUCAUCAAGACCAAGUUGGGGGACUCGAAGUUUUUGCAGAUAAUAAAUGGCAAGCUGUUCUACCUCGCCCUGAUGCCCUUGUCAUUAACAUUGGCGAUACAUUCAUGGCACUAUCCAAUGGAAGAUACAAAAGUUGCCUGCAUAGGGCAGUGGUGAACAAGGAGAGAGAGAGGAGAUCGUUGGUAUUCUUCGUGUGCCCGAAAGAAGACAAGAUAGUGAGGCCCCCACAGGAUCUUGUCGACAGAGAAGGGCCAAGGAAGUACCCAGAUUUCACAUGGUCAGAUUUGUUAGAAUUCACACAAAACCACUACAGAGCUGAUGUUACUACACUCCAAAACUUCAUCCAUUGGCUUCUCUCCGCUAAGCCUCCAAACUACUAGUUUCAUGGAUGCUUUUCAUAAUUUCUUGCUUUGUAAUGCUAUCUCUCUCUCUCUCUCUCUC